AUGUCUUGGCCGCGAAGAAGCUCUCAAAGGGCUCCCCCCCUAAAAGACGAUCCCCGCACCUCAACAGUUAUGCAGGAUGAGCCAGGAAGCAUCGCUCUGGUUACGGAGAAAAACCAAGAACUUUCGGAGGAAUAUCAAAGGUUGCUUGAUGAUUACCAACAAAUGAAAGUUAACUACGAAAUUGUGGAAGGAAAGUACCAGGAUACGCAGAAAGAAAAUGUGAAAGUUAAGAGGCACAUGGAGUUAAACGAGGAGAAGUUUAACAGAGAAAAGACUGGUCUGGUGAAGCAGAAGGAUGAUCUUAAUGCUCAAAACGAAAAACUACGCAAAGAGCUUCGAGAAAAGAGCAGCAAGGUAUGCAUAAAUUCCCGGGAGGGUGGUCAUCAUAAUGGCCUAUACGGGAGGCUCCGCCCGAAGAGGGUACCUUCCCCCCCCCCCCCCCCCCCCCCCCCCCCACCCCCCACCACUCACCCCUUUCCCUCAACACCACCCCUUUUUAUACGAAUACACACCCCAACGGCCCCAAAACAAUCAAAACACAAGCACGCUAGCCGAGCAGGCAAGCAAAUUAUUGUUUGUGGGCCGCGGAGCGCGGGGGGGGGGUGGAUAUUAAGAAGCAGCACGGGGGAGCGCAGGGGGGGCGGGAGGCGCGGGGGGGCGCCUUAGCGUAGAUAAUUCCUAGGUGAAAUAGGGGUCGCGAAAUAAGAGAUGAGAGACGCGUAGUUUAACACAGAAACAGAAACAGAGAAAAAAUCAGAAAAAAGAGAAGUGAAGAGAAGCAUUACCCGGGGGGGGUUUCGUGAAGACGAACAAACACGAGUCGCCACCCCGAAGAAAUUGCCUUCCCCCCCCCCCCCCCCACCCCGCCUCAGAUUUGUGAAGAAAUUCUCAUUUAAUGCAAGCGAAAUUAUUUCGGUAAGACUUCAUACCCCGAGGUCCCUAUAAUGAUCUAUAGAGGGAGGCUUUACCGGAAAAGGGUACUUUUUUCAGGCUUCGGGUAUAUGAAAGGGUAGGGAUUUUACCAGCUGAAGUAUACGAAAGGUUAAGAAAAUCUGUCAUUUCAGUCUUUAAAAAAAAAACCAAAAGAGCUAAUAGGUGCAUUCACGGCUGUGAAAAAGUUGAAACAAUGUUCUGGUUUUUUGGUUUAUUGACAUUUUUAAAGACAUUGCAGUUACAGCAGUUUAAAGGGAUACUAAGUUCUAAACUAGGUAUGUGAAAGGGGUCUUAUUUGUCAAAAAAAGGUAUGGGAAAGGACUGCAUUUUCGGCCCAAAAUGGUAUAUAAAAGGGUAAAGGGGUGGAUCUCGGGGCGAAGUCUCCCCGUAUAAAGCUUUGCUGAGUACCUCCGGGCAUACAUUGUACUGUUAACUAUCAACAAUAGCAAUACAAAUAAUUUUAAGACGAGAUAUGAACCCACAAGCUGAAAUAAGUCACUGCAAGAAAGAAGGCUAUUAUUCUCUGCUGGUCACAUAGCUUGCUAGAAAGCUUUCCAUUGAUGGAGAGCGAAGCCCCUGGCACUCUCGUCUCCUUUCGCGUGCUUCUCUCGCGUGCGUUCUCGCAACUCCCCCAAAUGGAGAGCUUGCUCGCAGGCUACUGGUCACAGGGUGAGGAUAGAAAAGUUAUUUAUACGGCUUUUUUAGCCAUCUAAGUGGCUCCACAAUCUAAUCCUACGUUUAGCCAUCAGGACUAAAUUGUUACCGUGGUGCUGAAAUUGGAUCUUCAAAAUUUACUGACGUUUAAUAUAAUGUUGGGAACUCUCGAUCGAAAGAGAGAAGAGGCUCUUCUUCUCUUCCCCUAGCCUCCCAAGCAGACGUUCUUAGGGGUUCGUCACGCGUUCAGGGCAGGAGCGCGUGACGAACCCCUAAGAACGUCUGCGUGGGAGGCUAUUCUUCCCCCUAACUAUCCUCCCCUGAGCGACUUAUUUGUUCCCGCUCCCCAACCCCCUAACAACUAAAAGAGGCCGCUGCGGAAGAGAAAGUGUGUACUAGCUGUCAAGUACAGCCGCCUCUUAUGACUCUCUUAUCGCUUCUAGUCGCUGCCCUUGGGGGGGUGGGGUGGGGUGGGGUGGGAGGUGGGAGCUUCGGGUAACGUCUUCACGAUGAAAGGGCUACUAUGAAGAAUACUUUUCAUAGUAAUUGGUGUCACCCUCUUAAAAUAAAGGUUAUUCAGUCGAGCUGUAUUUGCAGGGGAGCUUCGUAGUCAUAAACCAGCCCUUAUAAGUCAGAUUAAAAUACUUUAUUUUAUCCGUUUUGAAAUCAUUGGUGAUCCUCGCAAUCUGAUUGGCUCUUAGCAGUGUGAUUUAUUCACGAAUCAUACUAUUUUUUUCCUAUAAAUCAUAUCUGUUCUAAACCGUGUAAAUCAUGUUCCAUUUUUGCUCUCUAUCGCAUCGUUUCAGUUUCGAAUACAAAAUGCGAUGCAAAAGCCUUUUUGUUUCGACUUUUCAACAAAUUGGCUACUUGAACGAUAAAAUAUUGGUACUGACUAAAUUCUGCGAUUUCGAAAUAGCUAAAAUAAAGUGGUAAUUGAACUUCGUGUCGUGCAAUUUUGGUCUGAAAUCAUACUUGUGAUUUAAAAUUUGAAAUAACGCAUACGAUUUUACAUUAAAUUGCACCCCAUUCAUUUCAAUUACCGUUAUUAAUCUUGUUUCAAUCUCUAGGUCGGAGAUUUGCAGAGGGUGCUGGUUGAUACGGAAAAGAAAUCAGACGCGCGGAAGGAGGAACUUCAGUCAAAGACCAAGCAAUGCGAGAAGCUGGAAAACAUCAUCAAUGAUCUUCAGAACAAGGUAAGGACGCAUCUUCACACCUUAAGCUUGCGUUGUUUUAGUGUGAAGAAGGAAGGGAAUAGCCUUGACCAACCCUCUAUUUCCUCUUAACAGAACUCGUUGAGCGCGCGAAUGAAAAUGAAAAACCGAGGGGGAUUCAUUUACAACUAACGCAAGUGGCUUGGGGUGGGUAAAAGAGAAAACAGAUAUGUUUCUAUCUUCGUGUUCGCAAAUUCGUCGAAAAAAAUUACCUUGCGUCGCAGUGGCACAAUCGACUAAUCCCUCAAUUUAGAGUCUGAUACGACGGGUCACACACAAGACGGUUCAAAUCCUGGGCAAGCCAGAAAUAAUUAUUAUUUAUUUUUUAUUUCUUCCAGAAGUAAUACUUAUUCAUAAUUAUUUCUUUCCCUGAAAGAACAAACUAAUUCCGAAGCAACUUCGGGACAUCCGUAUACAACUUUGGAACAUUCCUGAGCUGAGCAAAUCCUUAACUUCGUGCUCCGCCGAAUUAGUUAGACUAAUCUGGCUGCACAAUUGUGAAUAACAAUGGCUUCUGCUUACAACUGGACUUGUUUAGCCUGCCUGGGUUUCCGCCUGCCUAAUAAAACGCGUCCUAGAAAUUUCAAACCUUUUUUCAACAUUGUAGGAAACCGGUUGCAUUAAAAAAUAUUAUCAUUUAUAUUCGGCGUACGCAAAUGUUUUCUUAAUACACCUAAUUCCUUUGGUAUAACCCUCCUCGGUAAUAUACGCAUUCAUCAGACACCGCGUUUUAAGCGCUUAUUGUUAACAUAAAACAAAAAAACAACCAUAGCUUUAUUGUUUUAUCAUCAGUCAUCCCUUGAAACUGGUCGCAAUGCAAUCAAAUUGCAAUGGAAUAAGCACGUUUUCGUUCGAACCUCGCCUUGCCGAGUUUUUCUACAAUUUUCAUCAAUAUUUCGUCUUAAAUUUUUAUAAACGUCUCACUGAAGAGAGAGAGGUAAGAGCAGACACCCAGAUAAGUGAGUUUUUUUGUUUAGAACUUCAUGUUUCACUCGGUUUCUUUGCCUAACGUUAAAUGGAAGGCAAUUCAACCUUUGUGACUCAGUCUGUUAGCUUGAACUUUAAAAAGCAAAGCCGUUUUCGAACCUUUGUCCUUGAGGUUAAGAAUCAUUACCUAAUCGACUUAGAAAUUACAUAUAUUCUCCAUUAACUCCGAUAGAUUCCAGUUUGAACUCUUUCGGCAUUAUAUUGAUCUUUUGUUGAGUACUGCGUCUCUGUUUAAAUAACUAGAUAGGUAUUUUAAUUCAUAUGAAUACCUAGUGACAAUGAUUUGAUCAAAAUUGCACUGACUUCGCCUAAAACUUGGAGGGAAUUUCUUUGACUACAGUAAACAUCCGCUAACAGAAACCUUCUAGCAGAAAUUUGGCACUUUACGUUAAUAACCAAAAAUAUAAGAAUCUGGUUAGCCAAGCAAAAUCAAAUCUGGGUUUCAGGUACAUUAUGAUAAAGAUUUUAACCAGGGAGGUUUAGUUCGAGAUUCCCAAUUGUCUUUGAUAUCACAAGAAAAAACUAUACCAAACUGUAAUUACAAAUAAAAGUAUUACUGUAAUUCCUACAACAAAAACAGAUUUAUGAAAAGUGCAGAUUGUAAUUGUCUUCAUGGACCUUGGAAAUGAGGUUUACAAUGUGCAGUUGUGAAUAAAUACUGUGGGCCAGUUAUUUAAAAGGAGUUUAGGCAGUGUUUAACAAAACCAUGUUUUAAGUCAUUUUCAGUUUGCUGAACGCUUCCAUGUCAACAACAUUUAUCGUGAACUGUUUCAUGAAAGCAUAUAACGUAGACUAGAAAAGCAUUUCUCCUGUUAAAAUAAUCCACAACGUCCUUUAAAUAACCGACCUACAACCCAAAACUAGCAGGUGGCAAUUAGUUAGCUACUGUAUUUACAACGCGUGAUCUGGGAUUCAUACUUGGUGACGACCUUACCUAGUCCCUGUACGGCGUCUUCCCAGGCCUUCUCGGUCACGGCAUUUCGGUGACGUAUCCGAGACGAAAACUCGCUGGGACCACGUGACCCGAAACGCAAAGGCCGACCGAAAACAAAGCCAGCAAGUGGCUCGAGCGGGACUCGAACCCGGACGAUGACUGUCGUACGCGCUCACCACUCGGCCAAGCUGCCGUAUCCACAGAGUCGCUAAUUUCCGAGACUUUUAAUCAGCAUGUUCAGUAACACACCUUCUCGCACUAAAGGAGAACAACAAACUCUUUGUUAUGCAACGCAAUUCUUGAAACGCUACUCCUCACCUAAAAAUCACAUGAACAAACUUUUAAACUUUUGUUUUGCUGCUAGUGUGGGUGCCUCAGAAGAAUUCUAGAGGGAUACUUUGUCGGCCAGAAAGAACAGAAAUUUAUAGAUUGAUGCUUCUUAGGAAACAUUUUGUAAACCGUCGCUAGAAAUUCUCUCUAGAAAGUCUCAUACACCUUGGACUUCCUACUGAGAAUUAGACAGCUUCGACGGGUAACUUGAAUCUCAGUGUAAGAAUCGUAUCACACACCUGUCCUGAAUUGGCCCCACUUUCUCCCUCCCUCCCCAAGAGCCAUCUUUUCUUAUGGCUCCGAGCAUGUCAGCAUUGAAUUCAUCUCAUGAUAAUUUUUACGCUUUUGUUUCGUUAUUUAGGUUGUGCCAGAUCUAAGACAGAAGCUUAACAAAACCGAAGCAAAUCUGGAGGUGGUACAGCAAAAGAGCGGCGAGCUUUCAGUUGAGCUCAACAAAGCUGAAGACCAACACCAUGUUGACGAAGUGUGCAUUGAGAAGUUGCGAAAGGAAAAGAAAGAAUUACUGGAGGGCAUAGCUAAGGCAGAACGCGACAUCAGAGCUGCUGAAGUUGCCCGAGACAAGGCUGAAGAUCAGAUAUCUUCUCUGAAAGACUCAGAGAAAACGCUGAGAGACAAGAAUAAUAAGCUGGAUUCUGAUUUGCUUUCGGCGCAAGACAGGAUUAAAGAGUUGGAGAACGAGUUGAACAGACGGUUGGCUGAACCAGAGCUAAAAACGUAUAACAUCGAUGUUGUGGAGAGUGCCCCGGUUGUGGAAUCUGGUCCGCCCGGCGGGUUUGAUUUUUUUGUAGAUGAUGAGAGCGAGAAGCUGAGGAUUAAAGUGGGAGAACUGAACAAUAAAGUGGAAGAACUGAACGGUAAGUAUUGGCGGUUCACAUAGCGCCUAUCGUACAAGUUAACUCUGAUUGUUUCAUACAGGGUCUUAUUCAUUAAAGUGCACUUAUAUGGGCAAUGUCACGGUUUUGGUUGCUCAUUUUACCCGUACGCGCUCAGCUUGCUGCGCAACAAUUCAGUUGCGGCAGCUUUUUGCAGAAAGUACAGGAGAAAGUACAGGAGGCUUUCACUUUGCAAAUGCAACAUAAUUCCAACCUGACUGAAAAACCAGGGGGGGGGGUACUCCCUAUAAUUACCUAUACGGGGAGGCUCCGCCAGAACGGGGUACCAUUUUCAGGCGUUGAAGUACAUGAAAGGGUCGCGAAAUCUGUCAUCUUGGUCCGUAAAAAGGCCCAAAAGGGCUAACAGCUGAAUUUUACGGCCUUAAAAAGUCGGGAAAACGUUCUGGUUUUGUGUUUGAUUUAUGUUUAAAAGGCAGUGCGUUUAGAGCAGUUGAAAGGGAUGCAAAGUUCUAAACUAGUCGUCAUUAUAAAAUAACUAAGAUAGUACGCGCGUUCUGAUUGGCCGAGAGGAGUGUACGAAUUUAAAAAACUUUUUGAGAUAAAAAAUCGACAAGUUUACUUUAUUUACCCAUUUCCUCGUCGGCUGAAACUUGGAAAAUUGUUGCAAACAAGAUGUGUCUACUCUUUUUUCGCUUAAGCUGACAUUUUUAACGAGAAAAAGACUAAUUAAGCGUGCAAGACUUCGUGUACAAGACUCUGAAGACUUUGCGACUGGCAAGAAUUUUCUUUUGAUCAGUGUCAUAACAAAGAGUUUUGCGUUUUUUCCUCGGGAAAGUUAUUUUAUAAAAACAAUAGAAAACUCUUUUCCUGUGUUUGCAUAGCCUGAUAUAAACACUUUAGGGCAUGGGAGAAUUCUCCAGAGUUAGGCAAACCCGAGACGAAGUCGAGGGUUUGCAUAACUGUCUCGAAUUCUCCCACCCCCUCGAGUGUUUAAAUCAGGCUAUGCAAACACAGGAAAAUGUUUUCUAUUGCAUAAUCAUAAAAUAACUAAAAUAGUACGCGCGCUCUGAUUGGCCGAGAGGCGUGUUUGCUGUACCGUUUGCGUUUUUUUUUGGGAAAGUUAUUUUAUAAAAGCAAUAGAAAACUUUUUUCCCGUACUUGCAUAGCCUGAUAUAAUACCCGAGGGAUGGUGAAAAUUCUCGACAGUUAUGCAAGCUCUCGACUUCGUCUCGGGCUCGCAUAACUUUCUCGAAUUCUCCCAACCCCUCUCGUGUUUAUAUCAGGGCUAUGCAAACACAGAAAACGUUUUCUAUUGCUGAAAUAGAAGGUAUACGAAAGGGGUUCUUUUUUUUGUUAGAGGGAAAGGGGCUGUACAUCAGGGCGGAGUCUUUCCGUAUAAAACUUUGUUCAGUACCUCCCCGGGUGUGAAACAAAGAAACAUUGUUGCGUACAAAAUUCCUUGAGCUGCUGGUAAAGUGGGUGACCAACAAUUUUGCACAAAAAAAGCUCUAUUUCUGGGGGAAAUAAUUCAACCUCGUAGAGAAAGGGGCAAUAAAACAUUUGGAGAGCAUAACACCGCCAGCAAGUUAAAAUGGCUCUUCUAAAAAUUAUGUCUAAACGUGUCCAGAGCUUUGCAGAUGUACAAUCAAAAUGACUAGAGUGUUACAAAAUUUGGCGCGAAAGAUUUUGAUUUAAGACUUCUCAAAUAGUGACCCGCGACCUAAAAAUAUAUUAAAUGGACUAAAAAACUAUCAGCAAGUGAUCAAAUACGGCACCUCUCUUUAAAGACAGCAAGGCAACCGUGUAAAUCGAUUGUUAAGCAACUUCUAACUGGGUAUUUGCAAAGGCGACAUUAUAGAGCAUUGAUCAUUUCCCAUAGACCUAAUGUCUCGGCGAUUUCGGGCUCCAAUUUCAGCCGAAAACUUAUUGCUGCGGGAACUGUGAAAGUAACUUGAUUAUAUGAUUCAUAAGUUUUAUUGUUUCACUUGGAUCUUCAGGAAAUGGCAUAAAAAUCAUCAGAAAUAAUAGGUUUAGGCAUAGUAAAUAUAAAAGUGGUGUCAAUUUGUCAGGAACCUGAAUUGGUUAAGUAAUAACACACCAGCGAGAUUGAAUGAACUAAAAAUUGUGUUAUUGUUGAACAAAUGAAUGAAUGAAUGGAAAUAAAUUGUUGUUUUUACACAGGAGAAAUCCACGACCUUAAGGUUAAACUGGAUAAAGCUUCUCAAGAAGUAAAAAAGUGGGAAAAAAAGUAUGAAGACGAGAAUCAGGAGAAGAUUAAGAUUUCAGCUGUGCUUGAUAACGAGAAGGAAAAUUAUGGACGGCUUUGGAACGACUACAAUGAUCUCAAGAGCCAUCUGGCCAAAGCCGAAAGGAUGAUGGAGCAGGGUAAAAAGGAGAUAGAUAAGAGAGACAGGACGAUAGAGGAACUCAAGGAAAAAAUCAAGCACUUACAGAAUGAGAGAGACCAAAACGAGGAGACUAUUGACAAACUUGAGGCGAAGCUGGAGGAGCUGAGAAGUAACAUGGAACUUAUGGAAGAGAUCACCAUGGAAUACAAGAAGAAGUAUGGUGAUCUUGAUAGCGAUUAUAAAGUCAGUGAAAAAGAGAAAGAAAGUGUGCAGAAGGAUCUUGACGUCGUGAGUCGAAAGAUUUCUGAGCUAGAGAGAAAGCUUGAGCAGUCGGACCAAGAGAAAGGCGAUCUUCUUAAAGAAAAUGAAGACCUCAAGCAAAAGCUAACACGACUAGAAGAUGACUUUGAUUUGACCGUCAAGGAUAAGACAGUGUUCGAGAGUCAAGUUCAAGAUUGGUCGGAUAAGACGAGCAAACAACGAAAGAUGGUUGAAAAUCUUAGAAAGAAGCUGGCAGAAGCCCAGGAGGAAGCAGAAGAAUACAAAAAAGAACUGGCGGAGAAAAACAGUAGGAUUGAUGAGCUCUGCGAUAAAUUGGCAGACCUGAAAUCAAACUACGACAACAGUCAGUCAGACCUGUCGGCAGCAAGAGCAGAAUGCGAUUACAAGGAUGACGAUAUAAAACACCUGAAGAAGAAGCUUGAGGACACAGAGAAAGAAGUAAACAUACUUGACGCUCAGCUAGAGAAGGUAACUAAAGAAAGGGACAAUGCCGAGGUGGAACUAGCAGGUGUUCUUGAAAAGCUCAAACACAUGGAACCAAAACGAGGCAAUGAUAAGAAUAAGCAGGACGAAAAUUCAGUUUCGAUCAGCUUGCCCCCAAUUGACUUUGAAAGCCAUCUAACACCGCUCCGUCAGAGGAUAUAUGAACUCGAAAAUGAAAACAAAAGGCAAAAGGUCGCUGAAGAUCAUCUCUUAAGCGAUCUAAAAAAUAGAGAAGAUGAUAUCGCACGCCUUCAAAGGGAACUCGAUUCCUACAAAACUACUUGCGCUGGCUUGGAAAAAAAAGAGCGUGAAAUGAAGAAGAGAAUGGAGGAUCUUGAGAAGGAGGAGGAUGAACUUACGGAUGCUAACAAUGAACUGAAAGAUGAACUAGAAGAUCUAAGACCCAAAGUCGAGAAGUUACAGAAAGAGGUUGACGCCCUAAAACUUGAGAGGGAUAGGCUUAAGGAAAGUCUGAGCGAUUUCAGUGAAAGACUAACGCAGAGUAAAAAACACGUCACCGACAAAAAUCUGAACCUCUCAGAGCAGAUAAAAGUGAACUCAACUCUUGGAAAGACUGUGAAGAGGCACGAAGAUACUAUGGUAACAUUGGGUCAAAAGUGUAAAGAAUUGGAAGAGGAGUUAGAAAACUUAAGGCCGCAACUGAGGGCUGCAGUAGCCAAAAACGAGACAUUAGAAGCUGAAAACAAAGCCUUGGACUCUCGUUUUAAGGCUCUGAAACGCAAGAUGGAAGAUCUUCAAAAGGAACUGCGAGAAGAAAUCGAAGCAAAGGAGUUGCUUCAACAAGAUGUGGAUUCUUUGUCUUACAAGUUGAACGUUGCUGAGACUAAUAACAAGACGCUUACUAAGCAAAAAAAAGAUUUGCAAAGCCAAGUUGAUGAACUGGAGACAAAGGUGAGAAAGCUCAAACCAGAGCUGGAGCAGACCCGUAACAAGCUCAAAGAAAAAGAUCGCACUAUCAGUCGUCUGGAGUCGGAUAUGAAAGAGAAAGAUGCAAAGCUAAGCGAGGACAAGCGUACGAUCAGCAGUCAGAAAGACAAUAUCACUACCUGCAGAAAAGAUAUUGAGGCGCUAAAGAGUGCAAACGAAAUUAACAGAAAUCGCAUCAAAGAGCUCGAAACCCAACUUAAGGAGAUGGGAAACAACAUGCAAUCUGUGGCGAAUGUGUCCGUGGUGCAGUCAGCACCACCUGUUAGCUUCAGAGAGGAAAGACUCCGUAGCGAUCCUGACGAGAGAGUCCAUGAAUUAGAAACACUCCUUAAGAAGAGCGAGUCUCGCGAGGAGCAACUUAGGGAACAGCUGCGGCUGCACGAAGACCGUCUUCCACGAGCAGAGAAAAAUGCCAAGGAUGCUAAAGAGAGAGAAAUAGAUGUUCAGCACAGCUACAAUACAGCACAAAGAAAGCUAGAAGAACUCAAAAAGAUGCUGGAGAGAUCCAAUCGAGAGAAAGAGGACGCAAAAAUGGAGUUAGGGCAAGCUCGAACGCAGAUAACACGUUUAGAAUGCAAGUGCGUUGAGGACGAUAAUGAAAUUAAGUCAUUAGAGAGUCAGCUUGAGCAGGCCCACCGAUAUCUGGAGGACAAACAAGAACAGUUGCUUACUCUUGACGAGGACCACGUACGACUUAGAGUGACAUGUGAUUCUUAUGACAAAGAAAGGGACGCUCGUAACGCUACUUUUCAAAGACUGCAAGACAAGAAGACCGAUCUGGAGAAGAGGUGUGAUUUCCUAAUGUCAGAUUUGAAAUCAACUCAAGAAAACUGCGACACGUUGAAGGAAGAAAAGGCAAGGUUGCAAGAAGAGUUAAGCGAGCUCAAACGUACAACUCUUGUUGACUUAAAACGAAAUCUCACUCGGAUGCAGGGAGAGCGAGAUCGAGCUUUAGAAGAGCUCAAUUCAGCGAACAGAAAUCUGGAAGACAUCGAGGCUCAGUUAGCUGAAUCACAGGCGAGGAGAAAAGAUAUAGAAAAGGAAAACGAUGAGUUAGAAGACGAGAUAAGACAGCUGAAGAACGAAAACGAAAGCAGGAGGAAAAAGAUUGAGGAUCUAGAGGAUAAAAUCGAAGUAUUAAACCUCGAACUCCAGCGCGAUGAAAAGGACAUAGAUGAAUUGAAAGAAACAAAGAACAAGUAUGAGGACGAAAUUGCAGACCUUAAGGUGAAACUCGCAGAGAAGCACGACGUUAUUGAGAUUUCACCUAUGAAUGUGGCAACCGUUGACACGCAGUAUGCAGCAGCACCAGGGUUCGAUUUUGGCGCCGAUCCAGACGCACUCAGCAACCUUGAAGAUGAGAACCUUGGCCUCAAAGAGAAGCUGAAGAGAAAGAAAAUGAAAAAGGCAGUUUUGAGCGACCAGCUUAACGACUACAGAAACAAGCUGGGAGAUGCGGAGGGUAAGAACGAUCGUCUUGAAACAAAACUUAGAGAGACAGAGGACCGCAAUAAAGAGUUAGAAAAGUCGUUGCCUGAAACAAUAGAGGAACUAAAUCAGGUGAACGAUAAGUGUCAGUCCUUAGAAAAUGAGCUAAAGCAUCUGAAGAAUGAUUUGCAAGCUGCCCAAGACGAUUUAGGUACUGCAGAGGCACAGCAAGCUGCUGCAUUGGCCAAAGUGAAGUCGUUAAAGCGAGACCUUGAUGAAAAGCAACGUGAAUUGCUUGAUAAAAACGACGACAUUAUUGAAAAACAAAGAAAAAUCAACGAACUCUAUGCCAUUAUAGAGGGUGGCCAUAACGAUUCUGAUAGCCUAAAGCAAGUCAUUGAGGAGCUGAGAGAAGAUGUUAACACUAAGGACAGAGAGAACAACAAGUUGCAAGAGGAUCUUCGUUCCACUCAAACGAAUGUUACUAAACUGCAAGAAAAUCUCGAAGAAAUGAAAAUCAAGCUGGAAUCUACAGAAGACGACCUAGAGGAGUACAAAAUGGAACUGGAGAGAAUGCACGGCGACAUUGUAAUGCGUGAUCAAGAGCUGGAAGACCUUCAAAGAAAUCUAGGUGGAAUGCUAAAGUCUGCAAAGGAUGAAAAAGAAGCUAUUAACAAGAAACUCAAGGAGGCUAAAGAGAGUCUUAAGGCUGCCAAUGACGAAAAGAAGAUUCUCGAAUUCAAUAAUGCCGAACUUGAAAGAAUAUGUGAGCAACUGAGAAAGGAAUCAAAAGCCAAAAACACUUUGGUUAACACAGGAUCUGGGGUCAGUGAGGAUCAUCUAAAUGAUCUAAGAAAUAAACUCUCGGAAUAUCGACAAAAAUAUCAGACCGUCUGUAACGAAAAGAUGAAACUAGAGCUCGAACUUCGGGAUAAAGAUGUGAAAAUUUCACAAGUAGCUGGACCGUCCGAUUCAUUGCGAGAAGAGCGAGAUCGUCUGAAAGACGAGGUUAUCAAUCUGCAGGCCACAAUCAAAGACAUUAAGAAGAAAAGCCAGAAAGCUCAAAGAGAUGCUGAAGACCUUCGGAGAGUUCUAGUCUCUAAAGAUAACGAGAUUCAGCGUUUAGAAGAUAAAAUCCGAAAAUUGGAAGACGAGAAAGAAAAAUUAAAGAAAGACUACGUCAACUUGGAGAAGAAGAUCUCUGAAUUAAAGGUCGAGCACGAGAAACUGAAAUAUGAAAAGAAUAAAGCGGAAAACGACCUGUCGCUAAUGAAAAAGAAAUUCGAGGCUCUGCAAAAUCAGCUAAACUCGGUGGACGUUCCUAAACAACUCCAGGAUGUAGUGAGCAGGAAGAAAUAUCAAGAACUGGAGGCAAGUUGCCAGGACGCGCUUCGCGAGAAGGAGAAAGCAAAGAGCGACAUGUCAGCUUAUCGCACCAAGUUGGCAAGACUAGAAACCGAGUUAAACGAGCAGAAGAGAGAAAAAGAUGUCCUGAAUGACGAGGUUAAUCGGUUGAAAAACAGCGAAUCUGAGCUGAAAAACAAGCUCCAAGCUUCUCGAGAUAGACACAAGGAAGACAAAGACAAAUGGCUUGAGUGGCGUAAGGAAAAUUACGCCCAACUGAAUAAGGAACUUCAGAGGGCCAACAGUGAGAUCAAAAGGCUCGAGAAAACCAAGACAGCACAGGCAAACGAAAUAGACGACUUAAAGGAUGAAAUUGCUGAUCUUAAUAAGAGAAUUUCCGAGCUAGAGGAAGAGGAUUACACUGAUGCUGCUCCUCUGCACUCAGUCAACAUUGACAUUGGGGGAGACUCGAAGGCACUCCAGGAUGCCCUCGACGAAAAAGCUGAAGCUCUGAAAGAACUCCAAAGGUUAAAAAGCAAAGUUUUGACCCUCGAACACGAUAUGGAUAUUCUCAGAACAAGAGAGGAGCAGGAAAGGACGAUGGUGAGCGAAGUGACCAACAUGAACGAUAAACUCAAGGAGGAGUUGCGACAGCUCAAAAAAGGAAACCAUGAUCAACAAGGAUCUCAGGGCAAGCUCCUAGAAGAGAUUAAGGAUCUCGUCCACCAGGUUAACACUUUGAAAGAAGACAAGGAUGAGUUUGAGAAGGACAUUGAAGAGCUAAGGGAUGAGUUGCACAACGUGAAGGCUGAAAAUCGAAAAUUAACGACGGAGAACAAGGAACUCAAGCUCGAACUGCAACAGCUAGAGGUCAAACUGCAUGAACUAGAGAUUGGACACAAGCUAGCCACAGACGAUUACGAGAAGAUCCGUAACGAGUUGUUAAAUGCUCAAAACGAGAAUACUGAUCUAAAAGACAGCCUCAGUAGACAGAUUGACAUCAUUCCUGUGCAGACAGUAUCUGAGGUAGAGAGUGCUCUCCCGAUGAGUUUCGAUGAUGACGUGGAUGGAGUAAAGAGAGACAACGAUUCGCUGAAAAUAGAGAUAGAUGCCGCGAAGGAACAGGUCGGAAUGUUGAAUAAGGAGCUUGAAGACUUCCAGAACACUAAUAGCAGGCUUCAAGAUGACUUGUCAAAGGCUAGACAAAGACUCAAAGAAGAAGAGGCAGAAAUUGAGAAGCUGGACGCAGAGCGGGACCACCUUCAUCAUGAAAUUCAGAUCGCAAACCAAAACAAUGAUCACCUACGUGACGAGAUGGACAACCUCCAGGACCAAAAGGACAAACUUCAGACAGAGAACGACGAACUUAAAGACGAAAACAAGGAUCUAGAGCAAAGGUUGCAGAAACUUAACAAGGAGAAAGCAGAUCUGGAAAGAGAACUGAAGAGAGCCAGUGAUGUUGGUAUUACGAAGAGAAGACCAUCUCGAGACUUUCAAAAUGAGAGAGAAAGGAAGAUAAGAGAAUUGGCAGAAAAGGUCGCUGAGCAAGAAAGAAAAAUUCAAAGAGAAGAGAGCCAGCUAUCAUCACUGAAAGACGAAAAUGACGACUUGCUGGAAAAGAACAGAGAUCUGCGCAAUGAAAACAAAGAUUUACACGCCAGGGUAACACAACUGGAAAAUGAAGUCAAGAUUGAAAACAAAAAAAUUGAGGACCUUGAAAAAGAGAUUCAAGAACUGGAAGAUAUGGUGGGAAGCGGAAAGGGAGGAAUGGAUCCAGAGAAAGAGAAACAACUAAUUAGAGAGAACAAUGCCUUGAGUGAGAGGAACAAGAAACUUCAGAAAAACCUGGACGACGCCAAGAAAGAGAUUCUUGACUUGAAGGAGCAACUGGAUGAGUACAAUAAUAGGUUUGAAGAUAAUAACAAGCAGUUAGCCGUGCAGAUUACGGCACUUUAUGGAGGUCACAGCGAAUUAUACAAAAAAGAAAUCGAGGAAAAAGAUGCGAAAAUUGAAGACCUUCAAAAGGAUAAGAUGGACGCUCAAAUGCAGCUAGAACGUUUGAAAGAAGAAUAUGAUGCCGCCAAAUCCACCCUUGCUGACUUUCAGAAGAAGAAUGACGAACUACAGAAGGAGAUCAAAUCAUUACGAGACGAUAAGAACAGGCUGGAUAAUAAGUUGCUAGAAGAGAUGAACUACAACAAGGUAAAAACAGCUGAGCUAGAGGCCGAGAUAGAAAUUCUGAAGAACAAGAUUAAAGACAAAGAUGACCUCAUUAAAAAGAAUGAAAAACAGAUGCAGCAACUGCGGGACCAGCUGGCGACCUCAGUACCUAGUGACCAGGCCUCCACCACCCUAAUUCUGGAUCGGAAGGGUUCAAGACCGCGGGAAUACAAAAUGAUGUUGAGUUACCAAGACGGACUAAUGAACAGACCUGGAUCAAACCGCUCUUCAAGCGAAAGCAGCCUACCAAACGGUGAUGUAUCGGGAUCAAGUGACCUUGAGCACUCUGAGCUGGGAGAAAAACUAGGAAGAGAGAUCUCGCGUGGCCGAGGAAAGAGGAGCAGUGAACAUAAAGAUCACGUUGGUGAAAAAAUAGAUGUCGUAGAGAGUAGGCCUGUGGAGUCCGAGCGUGAUUAUGACUCUGUGUUCCGAAGCAGCACUCCAGUGGAAGAGGAACAAGGGACAAGGCGUGGAAGGAGAGAGUCUGACCGCUAUGGAUCUGAUCGGGACCGCUACAGUACUCGAGACAAAGACAGAGCAAAUGAAAGCUCCAAUGACAGAGAAUCCGAGAGGCCCAGUUAUCGGGACCGAGAGCGACGUUCAACAGACCGUGGAAAGGAACGUAACCGUGCUGAAUGCCAGCAAAGCUAGAUCCCUAAAGCAGCUACAAGAAAGAACAAUUUGCUUACCCUUUACUAGCAUAGACAUUUACCUUAUUGAUCAUUAGAACAAGUGCAUGCAACAGUUAUAAGAAACGUUUAAGUGCCGAAUUAUUUAGGGGCAGGGCUGAGUACCAAUAUGCUAUCAAGUGAAAUCUAACCCUUACUACACAUAGCCUCAGAGAGUUGAAUGCUGGCUUUAUUAUAAACAGUGGCCUGAAAGCCGAGGGAUUUGUCUGCUUCGGGUAUAGCGUGAAGUUCGUAUUCAUUAUUCAUUUGCUAUUUUGCUUACUUUAUGUACUGCCAGUACUAUAACGUUGGAUAACUUUGAUGCAACUUUUCAAACAAAUUCAGAAAUAAUCUAAAACAAAAUCCAGCAUUUAAUAGAGAUUUAAAAUAGUAAAGGAGUCUCUUCCUUUACAAGCCAAUUAGCGUCAAUUUUUCUAACGGCCAGAACGGACCAAUCAGCGUUCGAGUUAGAUUUUGCAGCGUCCUUUUUUUUAAGCGCGACGUUAUCCAUAGUGCACCAGUUCAGCUGCACUCCUUUACUGACUAGUUAGAUAAGUUAAAUAUUUUUCGCAUGAACUUGAAUAUCAAGAAAGGAAAACGACGUUUGAGGCGGGCAUUUGUCCCUAUUUUGAAAUCUUGCAACUAGAUCCAAUAGUUUGUCAGAAAAAUCGUAGAUGUAGAUUAUCGUUUAUGAUAUCAAUAUCCCUAUUCUUUCUUAAGUUUACUUACAGUGAAUUUGUUGGCAAGAAACAAUAAAACUAUAACCGAAUUUUCUACAUGUAAUCCCAGCUGGAGCAAAUUCAUAGGCGAGGAAGG
This is a messenger RNA of Porites evermanni, 16440 nucleotides long. The record is from the annotation of a GenBank genome assembly. NCBI's taxonomy places the organism in Eukaryota, Metazoa, Cnidaria, Anthozoa, Scleractinia, Poritidae.